Molecule: messenger RNA, 1026 nt
Organism: Lingula anatina
Lineage: Eukaryota; Metazoa; Brachiopoda; Lingulata; Lingulida; Lingulidae
Product: proton channel OtopLc
Biological process (GO): proton transmembrane transport
Cellular component (GO): membrane
Molecular function (GO): proton channel activity
Source: RefSeq, a predicted model, not a curated record
GUAUCGCCCUCUACACAAGUAACGGAAGUAAUGCCAACCAAAGAAGAACCAACAAAUGGGAUAUUUGAGCAGCUGGCAGAGCAAGCAACCCCAUUCUUGUAUCCUUGCGCAGUGGAGUUCAAUCUCAUAGUAGCAGGUUUCCUGUACAUUAUAUGGCGCUCGGUCGGGAAGUCACAUCAACAUGGCACCGCGCAAAAUGAAGACCACGCCCAUCACACGCGUGCUGGUGUGUUUGAACGCAUCGAUUGCUCCAACAGUACCAUCGGGUUCCUCCUGGGCAUCGUGAUACUGAUCUACGGCGUGGCGGCCAUCGUGUUUUUUAUGGCGUAUGACGAAGACAAGACCCUGGACUACAAGAUGCGGCACUUCGCUCUGCUUUUUUAUCAGACGAUGCAUGUGGUUACCUCAGCUUUGAUGUGCGUGGCGCUUGGGGCGAUGUUCCUCUUCCUCAGAAGGCUGGACUUUGACAGGCAGAAGGACAUUGCGUUAGACCGCACCCUGCUAAUUGUGUCGCUGACGGGAUUGUUUGCCCUGGCCAUCUUUAACGCGAUAUCUGCCGUUGCAUUUGACACGGACGCCUCCCCUUCAAAAAAACUUUUCGAAGAUGAGGACGAGGGGACAGACAUCGCCCCCUUUCACUUAACUUUCACCAUCGCGGUGUUUCAAAUCUUGGAGGCAAUGAUGCAAACCGCGUGCAUCUUAGACGGAUUGCGCAGGCGCCCUGGCCCAAAGCGGGUUUCAAAUACAGUUAAGCAGGGUCGUCAGUUCAUUACGUUCUUGCUCGUUUGCAACGUGUCUCUUUGGAUUCUUAGCACGUUUGAGGUGAAGUGUCCGCAAACUUCCCCCGUUUCAUUGCUACUCUAUCACGGUUUGGGUUGGUGCAUCAUAUCGCACAUUUCCAUGCCGAUGGUGAUUUUCUUCCGAUUUCACAGCGCCGCUUGCAUGUUUGAAAUUUGGAAGGAGGCUUUCACAGAUUAGUUCAUGCUACAUGUACAUAGGCUCGCUACAUUUUUAGGUUGUCGCGCA